AUGGGACGUGGCCUAAACUUUCUAGACGCCGUUGAUGGACGCGUCAUUACACCAAGAAAACGACUUGAAUUAUCUAAAUCAUCGGAAAUAUCGAAGCACCCGGAGCCCAUCUACAGUCCCAAAAGUCUCGCGCAUGGAGAGAGCAGAGUGUACGAAAUACCAAGCGUGCUUGCAGGCAAUCGGUUCACGGAAGCACUGGGUGACUCAGGAGCCAGACAUAAUUUCAUGAAAGAAGGGUUUGCAAAGCGAUCCGGAUUCUCCAUCAAUCGAAGUGUCACGAUAGACGUCAAAGUCGGGAGUGGAAAGAAAGUUGCAACAACAGGAACGAUUGAGACUUCGUAUCAGUUCUUAGGUGAGAGCGAAAAACAUAGGCUGGUCUUUCAUCUUCUUCCUACGUGCGUGCACGAUGUUAUUCUUGGUAAUCCCUUUCUCAAAUUUACCAAGACACUCACGAGGAACCUCUCACGCAUCAAAGAGAAGAUCGUGAAAGGGUUUGUUGACCGCCACUUUCUAUACCUCGGCAACUCAGCACCACGCUUCUCCGGACUUCUCAAUGGCACUCCACAGGAAGUACUCGCUGAUUCAGGGGCCAAAGUUAUGGUCAUGGAUGAAAAGCAUGCACAGAACCUGGGUAUAACGAUCAUGAGGGAUAAAGAGUACCGAACGAGGCUUCGGUUUGCUGACGGCUCGACGGCGAAAACCUCGGGAAUGGCCCAUGGGGUAGAAUGGCAAUUCGGACCCGGUGGUAUUGACCAAAAGUACCAACUGGAUUUCCAUGUCCUGAAAAACGCUCCAGCCAAGGUCAUUCUUAAUGACAGCUUUCUAUUUGACACGAAAGCAUUCUUGAACUAUGACUGUUAUCUGACAGAUGAUGAGGAUGAGGAUGAAGAUGCUUAUUUCUUCGUCAUUAAUGUAGAUACACGGUAUCAGCGCAAUGGUCCCUCUUCGGCUAAUAGAGCUCAUACUGAGCUUAUUCGGCGUGCAGAGGAAGAGGAUCGAAUUGAGAACCUGCCUCUUGACGAACAAGACGAUGCAUGGAUUCUUGAACGUGAGAGACGAACUCAAUGGCGAAGGCAACAAAACUUGGUGCAGAAUGGCUCAACGUCACCCUUGCACAGUUCUUCAAACCCAGCUACCAGCUCCCAAAGCAUUCAAAUGCAACAAGGCGCCGUUGCUCCGAACACAAGAUGGCGCACGCGAUGA
Paraphaeosphaeria sporulosa is the source of this 1203-nucleotide messenger RNA. RefSeq lists its product as uncharacterized. The transcript has 2 exons. Bases 1 to 1203 code for a protein of 400 amino acids. The record is from RefSeq and is a predicted model, not a curated record. NCBI's taxonomy places the organism in Eukaryota, Fungi, Ascomycota, Dothideomycetes, Pleosporales, Didymosphaeriaceae.